This is a messenger RNA of Perca fluviatilis (European perch), 2545 nucleotides long. Its product is annotated as nucleoporin NUP42-like. The record is from RefSeq and is a predicted model, not a curated record. Gene Ontology annotation, molecular function: nuclear export signal receptor activity. Gene Ontology annotation, cellular component: nuclear envelope. The transcript has 6 exons. Lineage: Eukaryota; Metazoa; Chordata; Actinopteri; Perciformes; Percidae. Bases 183 to 1046 code for a protein of 287 amino acids.
GGAGGAGAGGAGGAGGAGGAGGGAGAAGAGAUAACAUCAAGAGCUCCGAAUAUGACUACUCUUCUCAAAACAAAUUUUCAGCCCUUGGUACUCCCAGUACCUUUGACAGGGGAGGAAGAGGAGGAGCACAACAGGUGCCAGCUGGUGAGGAAGAUGAUGACAAAAAACUGGAGAUCAUUCAGAUGGACAUGGAUAUUUGGGAGAGUUCAGGGCAGUGGGGCUUUUCGUGUUAUUCUAGCUUCAAGACAUCUUUAUCUGGUUUCACUGAUCUCUCUCCAGAAGAGCUCAGGCUGGAGUAUUACUCUACAAGAGCUUCAGGAGAUCUGCAGAGCUAUGUCAAUGGUAUCAAUCAGUUGCUCAGCCAGUGGAGAAGCAGAGUCCAGGAACUGAAGGUUAUGAAUCCAGCCACCCGUGCAGCUUUGCUUGCAGAGAUAAACAACCCAGCACCUCAGGCAUCUUCAACUGGCUUUGGUUCUGCAACAGCGACUGGAUUUGGAUUGUCUACACCCAGCGUGGAAAGCAAAGGCUUUGGGGCUCCAGCACCGGCCCAGGCCAACACUUUCAGCUUUGCUGCUCAAAGUGGUGGAUUUGGUUCCUCAGCAGUACCAUCCUCAACAGGUUUUGGCAGUGCCUUAGCAGCUCCGACACAACCUCCCUCUGGGUUUGGAUCCUCCACUGCAGCCUCCUCUGCUCUUUCUGCUUCUUCUUUCUCCUUUACUGCUCCGACCACCGACAAGCCAGCCGCCACUUCAGGAUUUGGCUCUGCCUCUGGGUUCUCCACCGGCGGAGGAUUCGGGAGCGGUUUUGGUGCUGAAGCACCUGCUGCAGCAGGAAGCGGCAGUAGUUUUGGACGGGCAAGUGGAGGGUUUGGGACGACCCCUGCUCCAGCUGCAGCAGGAGCCGGGUCUGCCGGUCGGGCAUUGGACAGUCUUUUUUCACAUGAGAGCAAUAUGACUCCAGAGGAACUUAAUCAGUUCAAGGCUAAGAGGUUCACUCUCGGCCAGAUUCCUUUAAAGCCUCCCCCAGCUAACAUGCUAGUGGUGUGAUGCUGUAGGAAAACGAUUCACACGAUUUUUAAAAUAAAGAAAUAAUUUAUAUAAAGUUAAGAUUUUCUUCUGCAUAGUGCUUCUGUUUAAACCAAACUCGUAUAAUUUUUAAGAUAUGGCUAAUGUUUAAAUACUUAAGAUCAAUUCUGACAGGGAAAACUCUCUAUGGUUCCGUUUAAUAUUUUUGUGUAAAUGCAUGGCAUGCUUUAGGUACAGCUGUACAGUACACAGUACAUAUUUUUAGAUGUCUUUUGUCAUAUAAAGUGCUAUUUUCAGAAUUGUUCUGAAUCUAUUUGCCCAUUUUACUUUUUCCCAUUUGUUGAGAUGCUGACAGUAAACUGAUCAGUUGAUGAGCAAAGUUUCUCAAGGUUUAUUAGCAUGAUUGUGUUUGAACAUGAUCUACAGUAUAUUACAAAACAAAUGUGCCUUGAACUUGGUUGGAAACUUUUAUCUGCACAAAACUCCUGCAACAAUUCAAACAUAUUGUCCUCUUACCUAGAAAUGUAUUUCACAGAAUGCUUCAUUGUAGAAUAAAAGAGUAUCCUCAGGUAAAUGUACUGUAAUCUUACUGCAUUUAUAACAGCUGUAAUUGCACAACUCGACCAGGAGAGGGUGACAGAAUACAAGCAAGAAGAAAAUCGAUCAUCCUUGUAACAUAGUAGAGCACAAACGCACUAGGAAAGUGUAAAUAGCUACGUGACUUGGAAGUAACUUGAAAAUAAGGUCAUUUGCUACCCCAGGCUGCUUAUUAUUCUCCCUCUGUUUAUGUUUAACUCACAUUGUAAUGUGACACUAUUGUAACAACUGAAGCCAGGCCCAUCACUCUAGGCCUACAUCCACUAAAAGAGAGUAAAGUGUGGUAGUACAUGGAUGGCAGUGAGUGAGUAAGCUAUUCAAUACGUAUUCAUUAGGUGUUGAACACCCGUUGGGACCACAAGUAGAGGAAGACAGUGACAAAGAGACAACAAUAAGCCAUUCUGCUGCAAUAGGGGCUAUGACUCUGCUGACUGGAGCAUAUUUUCAGCUGACAGGGAGUUUGUGAUAUCGGCAAGAGGUGAAACUGAGCUGGAGCUGCCUCCUGUGUGUGUGUGUGUGUGUGUGUGUGUGUGUGUGUGUGUGUGAAAUCAUCCUCAAUCGAUUUCUCAUGGUUAGGUCAAAGGCAUUGUGCAUAUAAGAAAUACAAUUUUAUGCAUGUAAAAGGCAACACAACUAACCGCCAGCAAAGGUGUGGAACAUAGGCUAGUCAUUUUCUCUCCUACUUCUCAGUCUGUCGGCACUAACCUCUCACCCAACCCCUGCUAGCAGAUAAUACAUAAAUAAUUCAACAGUUAAAUGAACGAUUGAAAAAGAGAUCUCAUGAAAAGGCACUUGCACGCUUGUUUCAGUGAAACCUGUUUAAAUUUGCCAUCCGGUGACUUAAUUAAAUACAUCUAACUGAGAAAUAUGGGCAUUUGUGAAUCCUUGUUUCCCCAACAGCAAAAUAAAGAAGAUUUAAUCAC